UGUAAACAGUACCAUGUGGAGGAUGGACCCUUGUGUGCAGACACGGGUUGCAGAGUCGAAAAGUAAAGAAGAAAACUUGAAAUUAUUCCGGAACCUCUUCUUCGCUUCCGGUCGCCUCGAUUCUUUCCCGUGGACGUUUCUGGAGAAUGAACUUGAACGCAGCAGGUCACCAGAGGUCAUCUCUGACAUCCUCAAAGAGACGCUCGGUCACUCUCUGGCUCGGCAGUUUCCUCCGUCGGUGAAGUUCAGGAGGAAGUUCGUGGUGGAGCUCAUCAAACGGGAGGAGGUGGCGGUGUCAGGGGGGGCGGAGCCUCUGGACCAGCUGUAUGACGUGCUGGCGCAGGUGAUCGGCCUGGAGGAGAGGGCUGGUGGAUACAAGAGCUACUUCCUGCCAGACGGCGGCGCUGUCAGUCUGCUGGAAAAUGAGGCGAUGAUCUCAGAUGGGACGACGGGCCUGGUGACCUGGGAGGCGGCGCUGUACUUGGCUGAAUGGGCCAUGGAGCAUCCCGAGCGCUUCUCUGGCAGGGCGCUUCUGGAGCUGGGCAGCGGUGCUGGACUCACUGGGAUCGUGGUAUGCCGCUCCUGCAGACCGUCUCGCUUCAUCUUCAGCGACUGUCACCCUGGUGUCCUCACACGCCUGGAAGAGAACGUGACUCUCAACGGGCUUAUGGUCCAGACCGACCUGGAUGUCCGGGUUCAGCGUCUGGACUGGAUUGAGGUCACGGAAGAGCAGCUGCGAGAGGUUGGCGCGGACAUGGUCAUCGCUGCAGAUGUGGUCUACGACCCGGAUGUGGUCGAACAUCUGGUCCGACUGCUGUCAAUGAUCCUCAGGUGCUCCAGUGUCCCACCUCAGGUUUUCAUUUGCUGCACCGUCCGAAACCCGGACACGUACGGUCACUUCACACGGCAGCUGGAAUCUGCUGGGAUACAUCAUCAUGUGAUCGAUGGACCUGUCAAUCAGGUUUUCCACUACAACAGAAACUCACCAAUUCAACUGAUUCAGCUGGUCACAUCGCCUAUGUUUGAAAAGUGGAGUGAUGGACAGAAUGCUAGGAACGUCACGUGACUGUGGACCAUUAAACCACUUGACAAACCUCAGUCCUGGAAUGUUCCUGGAGUCUUAACUGUACUCAAAAGACUUUGCUCGCGGGUCAAACGUUAGAUCAUUAGCAACCAGGUUCUGACUCGUCCAAACGUGUUUGAAUCGAAGAGCACCACAUAAAGUCUGGUGAGACCACCAGCAGGUCCAGUGGGAGGUUCUAUCAGAACCAAUGAGAUUCUGGUUUGUAGCCAGAUCAGAGUCCGCUUCCACCUCCAGCUCCGGUUCUGGUCCAAACUGAGACCAGGUCAAAACGUUGAUGACUUCUGUCUGACCUUCUCCUGAGGUCAAUGAGCUGAGAUCAGAGGAAGAACGUUUUGGUCCCAGUUGUCAUCCCAGCGCUGCCCCCUGCUGGCUCGGAGGUUUCUUCUGAAUUGGUCCAGUCUGGUGCAGGACCCGGGAAAACCUUCCAGCAGAGACUUUGAAGGAUAGAAGGGAGGCUGUUAAUGAGGCUUGUUUCUAGGAUGAGAACCAGCCAUCAGACUCACCUUCAGCUGUGCAGCCAGCUGCUGCUGGUCCCUGAAGACCAGACCAUUGACGCCCGGCUGCACCAGCUCCUGCAGACUAAACCAGAACCAGAACUUUCUGAGUCCAGAUUCAAAACAGGAAGAGGCUGGAGACUGACCAGUGGUAGUGGACGGCGCACACAGGCAGGCAGCAGCCGAACAUGUCGACCACCUUCAUGGGCAGGUCUAAACCGCUGGACGACUUGUGCAGACAAACGCCGAGGUCAGCAGAUCCUGAAGAGAGGAGGGAUUACAGAGGAGGUUUUCCAGAACAACAGAGGUGCUCAUGAUUCCACACUGACAUUGAUCUGGGAGCUACGCCAGGAUUAGAUGAAUACGACCACCUUAAGAUGAAUUUUGUUUGUGCUGAGGAAGGUUCAACCACAGCCGAGUCCAGUUAGAAGAACUUGAGAAGAACAGCUGAUCCAGAGUCAGACACCUGAGCAGGUGGAAGUCUCUAAUCUCACCCAGAAGUCGAGGAUAAUCCUCAGCCUCCAGCCAUGGCGUGCAGAUGUGGACGUGCUGCAGCUGCAGGGAGUCAAUCUGCCGACAGUAGUGAGUCUUCAGAGGUCCUUUCCCUGCACGUGCACACACACUGCUCAGUGAGGACUAUCAUCUUGGAUUGACAGGUGCAUUACCUGUGAUGACACACAGCAGGUGAGGUAACGGGGCUCCGCCCAUCACUAACUCGUCGUACUCUGUGAGGACAGACGACGAUGACAGCGGGUUAGAGAUCAAGAAGAAGCAGUGCCGGGCAGGUGCCGGACUCUUGGUUACCUUCCAGGGCGCCGAGCAGCACGGAGAAGUCCUCGUCCUCUGGAGACAGAGUCACAUGAUCAGGUCAGUCUGAAGGGAAGCCACUUGUAAAUGGAUCUGUAGGACUC
This is a messenger RNA of Synchiropus splendidus (mandarinfish), 2489 nucleotides long. It is a transcript of the gene eef2kmt, whose product is annotated as eukaryotic elongation factor 2 lysine methyltransferase. Lineage: Eukaryota; Metazoa; Chordata; Actinopteri; Syngnathiformes; Callionymidae. Bases 14 to 1066 code for a protein of 350 amino acids. The transcript is spliced from 8 exons. The record is from RefSeq and is a predicted model, not a curated record.